AUGUCUGAUCACUAUUUCAAACCUCCUUUCAUGGAAGAGGACUCUCCUUUGUUCAAAGAUUAUCUUCAAGAUUUCCAUCACUUUGAUAAUCACAAUCAGUUUCCCAACACCACAAACAACAAUGGGUGUUCCUCAAAUCCCAUUUUUGGUGUCCCAGAUACAUCAAAUUUUGAAUCUUUUGAUGUUUUCCCAUAUGGGUCUUCAACAAACAUUGAUGUUUAUGAUUAUGAGUGUAAGCCAUUGAUAGAUAACAAUGGUGGAAGUGGUCAAGUCAUGGACAACUUUGGUACUGGAGGGUAUCUCAACAACAACCAUCUCCCUCAGAGAAACCACCCUUUCAAUCUUAAUCCUCUGAGUUUUGAGCAAGUGAAGCACAUUGAUUUUGUGGUGCCUGAUGAGGUCUCUAGCGUUGAUGUAAGUAGUGUUUGCAUGGCUAAAAAUAGGGGAUUUUCUUCGACCCGAAAGCCGUUUAAGGGUAAAAAGAAGCCUCAUGUUGUGAAGGGGCAAUGGACUGCAUCAGAGGACAGGUUUUUCUUUUUAUUAGAUCGCGCUUGUUCUGAUUUUCUAUUGAUUUGA
This is a messenger RNA of Tripterygium wilfordii, 576 nucleotides long. RefSeq names its product transcription factor MYB98-like. The record is from RefSeq and is a predicted model, not a curated record. Lineage: Eukaryota; Viridiplantae; Streptophyta; Magnoliopsida; Celastrales; Celastraceae. The transcript has a single exon. Bases 1 to 576 code for a protein of 191 amino acids.